GUUGUAACGAAAUUUUUGGAUAAGAUAAAUUGAGAACAGUAUUAGAAUUCUGUUUUUCGAAAAAAUCAUAACGAAUUGCAAGUUAAAUGCGUAUAUAUUCUGGAGAGAUGCGUGCUAGUUGAAAGAUGCUUUAUUUACAUAACCUUUGACCAAGUCAAGGUGUUGCUGUAUGGCGGUCCCUGUUGGCCAUAGUCCAAAACGUAAAAUGCUUGAUGCGGAUUCUUUGUUCGAGAGGCUGCUUCGUGAGGCUGCCAAUUUAGUCCCGAAAAUGAGUACUCCAAAGCUAACAUAUGCCCUUAAAGUGACAUCUUCACUUCAACAGAAAAUAACUGAUACGGUUGCAUCAAGGUUACCGCAAGAAAAAUCCUCAGAACAAGUGGGAGAUACAGAUCGCCAACAAAUCCAUCUUGAAAAUGUGUUAUCUCAAGGUAUGCAUCAAGAGACUACACUUAUUACGUCUGAUUCUGACCAGAUUCGUCGCACUGUUGUGAAUCAACUGGAUGGAAGCUAUGGUGGCAUUACUAUUUUCCCACAACUUAAUCACAUAGGCCACAAUACUAAAGAUGGAAACGAUAGUGUGACAGUAUCCGAAAUGUCAUCUAUCAGCUACCCAGCAGGGACAUUCCUUUCUCCCAUGAAUACAAUGACUGCCAUGAUGUCUAGUGGUACUGGUAUGAGUGGGUGUGGUGCUCUUUUGGUUCCUCUUGUUGCUGGCAGUCAUGGCACAACUUUGCUAUCAUCUAAUAUGACUCCCGUUUCAUCUCAGCUAUCAGGAGUCGCAGACUCUUCUGUUUUAAUGAGUACAAACAACACACCUUUAACAAGCAAUUCAAUCAAUUUUGGUCCCUCCAGCAGUGCUAAUGCCUUCACUAAUUCUUCAGUUCAUAAUAGUGGUUCAAAACCGGAUAUUAACAUCCCGACAUCCAAUUCACAGCCAAAUGGACAGUUGAGGAAUGCCAAGGGGGUCGUAGAAAUGAAACCAGAACCUCUUGAUUGUUUUGGAAGAGUUACCGCAGGUAAAACGGAAGAUCUUUUAACUUCGGGAUCUCAAAACGAUAUGAACACAGUGAGUUUUCUCCAACUGUCUUCGAUUGCACCCUUUACAUUGUCAUCUUCUGCAGUGACCAUGAGCACACCUACUCCAGUUCAAGUUUCACGAGUUAGUGGAAUAGUGACUACAAAUUCGACCGAUGUAAAUAGCUCAGCGCUUUCUGAAACUACUCUGAAUUCAAGUUCUAAAGCAUCUUCUGGUUCUGGACCUUAUCGUUGUAGAGAGUGUGAUAAAGAAUUUCGGAUAUUACGUUAUUUAGAAAAGCACAGACGUAUACACACUGGUGAAAAACCAUAUCAAUGUUGUUAUUGUGGUCGACAGUUCAACGACUGGCCAAAUAUGAAUCGACAUAAACGGAUACACACUGGUGAACGACCUUAUCGCUGUACCGUAUGCACCAAGACAUUUUCACAACCAGCAGUGUACAACGAACAUGUGAAGCGACAUACUGGAGAACGACCCUACAUAUGUACAGUAUGCGCAAAAGGAUUCCCUCGAGCUGCUCGCCUCGCUGUUCAUAUGCGUGUUCAUACAGGUGAACGUCCCUACCCAUGCACUUCCUGUGACAGAAGAUUUAGUCAACCACAUCAUUUGGCUGCUCAUCUUCGUGUUCAUAGCGGUGAUCGACCUUACUCUUGCCCGAGAUGUGAUGUAAGUUUUGCUUGUAUAUCCAAUUUACGUCGACAUCGCAAGCAAGUUCAUCCAACAAGUCCUCCUCCAUCUGAAAACUCCGAUGGUAAUGAGAUGAAAAGUGGAAAUGAUGAAAAGAAACCAUCACUUCAACUUAUUACUUCCAGUGUUUCAGAGAAUAUCAGUUCCUCCUCGGUAGUUACUAUGGAGACACCAUCGUACAUGUCUUCUUCCGCUUUGUCGGCUGAUACACCAGUUGCAAUCGCUGCUGCAAUGUCGGGAACAGUUUUAACAGCGACUGGUGCUUUAGUUCCAGCAAAUUUCUUACCUGCAUCAUCAAUCCCUGGUCUGAUCUUAACUUCAGCGGCUCCUGGUGCUCUAAUAGCUACACCAGCACACUUGGCUGAACACCAUUCCCAUCUUCAUCCUACUAUUAUUGCGCAUAAUUCGGGUGAAGGGAAUAAUACAUCUCUUUUGACAACAUCUCUUUCCGGUGGUCUUUGUUCUAUUGCUCAACCUUCUGCGUCGCUGGCAUCUUCGUCAACUGGUUUAAGCGUCCAGUCGGAUACACUUUUGAAAGCUAGUUCUUCUCCAACGAUGUCAUUCAUGUUUCCUACUGUUCUUACGUCGACUCCUCAUGGUGAUGCCCUUCGGCAAACUUCAGUUGCUUUUCUCACACCAGCAGGUGAAUUGGAUCGGUCUUGCGCUACUUUAGCUACUGCUGGACCAGAUGGCGGAUUUAUCUUGAACCCUGUUGGGGGAGAUACUGUGUAUUUGGAACCGCUUGAUCCUCGACUGACACUGGAACCUGGACAACAAUUUACACUUACGACAAUUCCAACCUCCCAUCCACAUGGUUCUGCAACUUUGCUUAAUCCGCACCAUUCAGCUGCUCAUUUAAUGGGACACCAAGUUCAUUUACAAUCGGGGCAGGCAACUCAUAUAGCAUUCGCAACGAAUCUACCUACCCAUAGUCAACAGGCAUCACAUCUGUUAUCUCCCAAUUCAGCCAUAUUUCCUUCUAAUGCAACAUCUAACCAGGCAGCACUUCAUAGUGGUCACUCUUCUACAACAGUUAUUUUCCCUCCUCCUGCUUCUGUUUCUCACUCCAGUUUAGCAAGUCAGCAACAGUCUGUACUACAAUCCGCUACAGAAGCAAAUGCUCCUUCUCAACUAUUCCAUUAUCAUAGGCCAGUUUGCACUACAGGUGUGUUACCAGGUCGCCCAUCAUCCACUCCUACUCAGCAGCAAACAGCAAUGCUUGUACCCAUAGUGCAUACACCUCCUGUUGGUGGGACAUCCAGUUUACCGAAUUCAACAUGCGAAUCGAAUGAUUGCAUAAACUCAAAUCCUGUAACAUCAACUUGGCCUGUUAGUGGCACAUUUCUGACAUUUGCCUCCUCACAUCUCUGUCCUGUUUCCUCUUCCACUCUCCUGGAAGAUCAUACCGAAUCUUGUGUUCUUGCAAACUCUCGACCUUCUUCGGUUCUGUCUAAUUCUUCAUCUCUUGGUGCUAUCACAGCUGUAUCAGUACCAGAGACAAGUUUAUAGUUUCUCUUUUGAACACAAUUGUGUGCAAGUUAUAAAUACUACACUUUUCCUCUGUAUUGUUUACUCCUGUCAAAGUAAUCUUUGUUUUCUUUGAAAUCUGUUUCAUACUUUUAUACCUUUUUUCAUAUUGACUUCAAAGUAAAAAAGAUGAUGACGUUGAUGACAACAACAAUGGAGAAGCUUUCUGUUUCAACCAAAUGUUUUUUGAUAGCUCCAUCCUCUUGCUCAUCAUAAUUGGUUUUGUUUGCUGUUUGAUUUCUUUUUUUUUGAUUUUGAUAACUUCAUCAUGAUAUGUACAAAUGCCUCACUUGUGUGUCUGUUUUGAAUAAUAUAGUCAUAUUACUAGUAAGUUCCAUUACUGCUGCUACUACUGUUACUACCAAUACUACUACUACUACUACUAUUAAUAUAAACAUAUUAAUUAAUUAACAUUGUGUAAUAUUAAUUCCUCUCCCUUACCUUAUUUUUGUGUACCAGCAAGUGAAUGUUGGUUUUGUCAUGGACGCUUCUACAUCAUCUGACUCACAUUUGUACUUAUUAGUGUAACACCUUACAAUUUUAAUCGUUAUCACUGACACUCAUAUAUUACUAUCACAUCCUAAUAAUUAUUGUCAUUAUUUUUUAGCUUUUCGCAUACUCAUACCAAUGUAACUGUUAACAUUUAACUUGACUAUUCUGUCGUAUUGUGGGUAUGUAUAUGCGUGUACGCGAGGCUUACUCAGCCUCCUACUGAUAUUAUGUACACUAAUGUUUAGUCAUUUUAAUGCAGAGAUCUUGUUGUUAUAGACACUAAUAUAUUUCUUCGUUUUUUUUUUUUGAAAAAUUUUUUGUCUACUUUGUCGUUGUUUUUUCUCCUUUAUUUCUCUUUGAAACGUAUAAUGAUUUGUGCACUUUAUAUCCCCUCUUUUUGUAUUUGGUCUCUGAUGUAUUCUACUUUUUGUGUUUUUUAAAUGCAGACACACAUACAAACAUAAUGUUCUUUUCACUGAACACAUUUAUGUACAGUCUUUUUUUAUUUCUUUCGGGGGAAAUGAUACCAAGUAUGAUUGCUAUUAUCUUAUUGUUAGUGCGACAUGGAGCUCAAAUGAAUGUUAUUUUCUACUUUGACAAUGUUAUCCUUUUUUCUCUUGAGAUGUAUAUUCGUGUGUCUGUGUGUGUAGAUUUUCUGCUACAUACUCAUUGUGUCUAUUUAUAUAUUUGUAUUUGAUUACUGGAUAUGAGUGCAUAAUGAUAUAUGAAGUUUAACUACACAGUUAUUUAUUAACUAGGUCAUGGUUAACCUAUUGGCAAUCUAUAUUAAAGGAAAUUCAAAGUUUAAAGAACAAUUAACUGAUGUUAGUUAACUCUUUUUACUGAAUAUACAGAUUUAGUCAACAGCGGCAGAUAAAAUAAUUUGUUUUUCAGAUAUAUGCAGCUCACUAGUAUGAUCAUAUUCUAUGGGAUGGGUUUCACAUAUAACUUCUGAAGUUACAUUAUGUCUUGAAGGCUUAUCUCUAACUAUUCCUGAUUUAUCUGAUGGUUUAAGACAAGAUGAGGAUGAGGAAGACGAUUUACUCCUGUUGUGAUUAUGACUUUGUAUGCAAUGUUCUUGUUUAACUAAUGACUUUUUUGACGAUGAAUAUAAAUGACAGUGGUAAUGAGAAGGAUUUUGAUUGUGACUGUAUUGAUGUGGCAUAUGAUGACAGUGAUGGUGAUGAUGGUGAUGUGCUGGAUAUGGAUGGUGAUGUGGAUGUUGAUGAUGAGUAUGGGCAUGAGAAUGAUGCAGUUGAAUAGAGUUGGAAACUUCCUCUUCUUCAUUUUCACCACCUCCACCCACUCUGCGUCCAGUUUUAUAAGCACGUGAUUUGAAAACAAGAAAUAUUGUUAUUGACAGUAGUAAGGCGACAAUUAUUCCGAUUAGACUGCAUAGUACUGCUGUCCAAUGUAAAAAUCUUGUGAACGCUACUUGACAUUUCAUUUCAGCCACAUAUUCAUCAUUAUUUUUAGGGAUAUUUAUUGACUGUAAAUGCUCUGUUCGAUUCAAAGAUGAGAUAUCAUUGAAUGUCAACUGGCUAACACUUGUUUGCUUCAUAAUAAUAUGCCUUAGUUGAUUAUCAUUAGAGAAGGACUUAUCAAUGACUUUUGUAACAUUUUGAUAUAAAGGGGAUUUAAUUGUUAACGUUUUGUUAUUUCGAAUUUCUAAUGGAGGAAAUUUUUUA
Messenger RNA from Heterobilharzia americana, 5430 nucleotides. NCBI's taxonomy places the organism in Eukaryota, Metazoa, Platyhelminthes, Trematoda, Strigeidida, Schistosomatidae. The record is from the annotation of a GenBank genome assembly.